Drosophila ananassae is the source of this 946-nucleotide messenger RNA. RefSeq names its product elongation of very long chain fatty acids protein F. The record is from RefSeq and is a predicted model, not a curated record. Lineage: Eukaryota; Metazoa; Arthropoda; Insecta; Diptera; Drosophilidae. The transcript is spliced from 2 exons. Gene Ontology annotation, biological process: fatty acid elongation, polyunsaturated fatty acid; fatty acid elongation, saturated fatty acid; fatty acid elongation, monounsaturated fatty acid. Bases 98 to 859 code for a protein of 253 amino acids. Gene Ontology annotation, molecular function: fatty acid elongase activity. Gene Ontology annotation, cellular component: endoplasmic reticulum membrane.
UUUACAUUCGGACUUAAAUUAGAAUGCAAUUGGUGCACUUUCGAAGUUAUCCAAGCAGUAGCUCGCCAUUUCUCCAACAAACAACACCUAUUCCAACAUGUUCUCCCCGGUGGAUCCCGUUUUGCUGCCAAUCUUUAGAUGUCCCUGGCCAACGUUUAUUGUCCUUGGGAGCUAUCUGCUCUUCGUCCUCAAAGUGGGACCCAAACUCAUGAAGAACCGGGAGGCCUUUGAUCUGCGUGGAGUAAUUAAGGUCUACAACAUAUUCCAAAUCGUGUACAAUAGUUGGAUGUUUCUAUACACCAUUCAUUUCCUGUUUGUUUUGCGGGCCUACGACUUGGGCUGCAUGAACACCCUCCCACUGGACCACGAGUACAAGGACAGAGAGCGUUACUUCUCCAACCUCUACUUGAUCAACAAAUUCAUCGACUUGAUUGAAACUGUAUUCUUCGUCCUGCGGAAGAAGGACCGGCAGAUAUCCGUCCUGCACGUCUUCCACCAUGCUAGCAUGCCCCUUGCGGUGUACACUGGUUUAAUAUUUAAUGGCUACGGUGGCAUAGCCACAUCCUAUUGCCUGCUGAACGUUCUGGUUCACAUCCUAAUGUACACCUACUACUACCUGUCGUCUGUGAGCGAAGCUGUCCAGAAGAGCCUGUGGUGGAAGAAGUACAUCACCAUCUUCCAAAUGGUCCAAUUCGCGGUCAUCCUAGCCUGCAUCUCGUACGCCUUAUGGCAGCCCGACUGCACUGUCCCCACACUGACAGCGUACUUGGCUGGCAUCCUGGCUUUCUCCUUCUUGGUACUGUUCAGUAACUUUUACGUAAGGACUUAUGUGCUUGCGGGUCCAAAGCGUCGUGAUUAGACAGCCACUAAGGAACAAAUUGCAUUUUAUGGUUGUGAAAAUAUUUUAUGUCCUUUUGGAAACAAAUAUAGAUAUUUAAAACAGGGA